This is a messenger RNA of Salvelinus fontinalis (brook trout), 2390 nucleotides long. Its product is annotated as zinc finger protein 84-like. Gene Ontology annotation, biological process: regulation of transcription by RNA polymerase II. Gene Ontology annotation, molecular function: RNA polymerase II cis-regulatory region sequence-specific DNA binding; DNA-binding transcription factor activity, RNA polymerase II-specific. Bases 1 to 813 code for a protein of 270 amino acids. The record is from RefSeq and is a predicted model, not a curated record. The transcript is spliced from 4 exons. NCBI's taxonomy places the organism in Eukaryota, Metazoa, Chordata, Actinopteri, Salmoniformes, Salmonidae.
AUGCAGGAGAUCCACGAAGGAAAGACAGUGAUGGUGCUCAGUGACGUUGUUGUAAAUGGAGGGGUUCUUCAUAAACAGCUCGUCAACCACCUCGAAGAGGAGGUCUGCUGGACGGAGAAAGGAGGUCUGUGGCUGAACGUUGUGGUGAAAGAGGAGGAGGAAGAGGAGGCUGUUACAGUGAAAGAAGAGGUAGAGGAUGAGGCUGUUACAGUGAAAGAAGAGGAAGACGCGUUCAGAGUGAAAGAGGAGGAGGAGGAUGUUACAGUAAAAGAAGAGGAGGAUCAGAAAGAGGAGGAUGUAGUUUUUGGUGUGAAAGAAGAGGAGGUUGGAGAUCCGUUUAACCCCAGAGAGAUACUUCACUAUUGUGGAUCAUCUGGGGAGCCUCAACAAUUUCAAGAUGCUGAAGAGGCAGAGAAGAGUCUCUCCAGAUCAGUACACCUCAAUAAACACCAGCAGAGAUCCACAGGGAAGAGAACUCACUGCUGCUCUGACUGUGGGAUGAGAUUCACCUCAUCAGGCAUUAAAAUUCACCAGAGAACACACACAGGAGAGAAAUCUUAUAGCUGUGAUCAAUGUGGGAAGAGUUUUGGUCGAUCUAGCCAUCUGACUCAACACCAGAGAACACACACAGGAGAGAAACCUUAUAGCUGUGGUCAAUGUGGGAAGAGUUUUGGUCAUUCUGCCAAUCUGGUAUCACACCAGAGAACACACACAGGAGAGAAAGCUCAUACCUGUGAUCAAUGUGACAAGAGAUACUCUGUUAAAAGACAUCUGAUCAAACAUCAGAAAAUACAUGAAGCAGUUGUUUCAUGAUAUCAAUGAAUUAAUGUCACAAUGUAGAAUGUUUUUAAAAAUGUAGAAGGAGUAUUUUAAUAUAGAACCCUAAACUUUUGCCCCAUUCAAUUGAUUUCAGCCUUAGGAAAAAUCCAGGCUCUUGAAAGAGUACUAUUUAUGUGAUUUAACAAAAAAGUGACUAACACAAAAAGAGCUGUGUUACACUUACCAUGUUGGUGAACCAUUUGAAUCAAAAUGCAACACUUCAAAAUGUGGCGAGCGAUCUGUUUCCUACAAAUUGUCCUCUAUCCAGGGAUGUACACAUUACUCCCACAUUCCGUGUGGUUUUUGAGCUGUUAGUUUUAACAGGAUGUGCAACCUCAUCUCCCUCCUGUCACACAAUUGAUUUCAACAUGAUAUCGUUGAGUGAUGACAAAUAAGUGUUGCGUUCCUUUGUUUUGCAACCCCUACAUUUAAAUGCAUCACUCUAAAAUGUAGCUGACUGUCUUCUGCAGGUUGUCCUCUAACCAGUGAGGUAAAAUAUAUCUCCCAUUUCCAUGUGUUUUUUUAGUUGUGUUAGUUUCAACAGCAUCUAAUUGAAUUCAUUGAUUUAUUGCUACUUGUCAAAACAACAGCGUUUCUGGUGCUUGUGCAGUUUAUAAGGUGCUUGUUUAAGUAAUAUGAUUAUUGUGGCAGAUGUUUGUGUAUAUAGUACAUUUUACGUUUAGGUUUUCAAUUUAUCACAAACUGUUUCUGCAUUUGGACUAUUGAUUUGACACGUUUAAACUGUGACAUUGGGGAUAUCCCACCUAGCAAAAUGUCGUUGAAAAUAAGACUAUGCCCGACGUACAAUAUAAGUUUGGUUUUAGUUGAAAAGAAAACUAUUUAAUUUCAACGUACGUGCAGCUUAUACACAUGGACGCAGUAUAAUAAAUCGGUCUAUAAUCAACUAACAAUCCGAAUAAAUUGAGUCAUAAAUGUAGGAUAUAUUUGUUGUCUUAAGGGGGAAGGUGUUAGUCUUUGGUUUUUCCAUUUAUGCUUGGAAGUUAGCAAGUAUAGCUCGUUAGCACGUCUAGCUCGUCAGCAAUAAGGACGCACUGAUUGGUGUCACCUCGUUAGUCAGUAUGUGUUACACCUGUGCUGGCUUGUCCAUCUCGUUAGUGGGAAGGUGUUUCACCUGAGCUGGUCCAGGUUCUAUUUAAGAGUGUCUGGCCCAGUGCUCCAGUUGUCUUGAUAGAUGUGGAGAGUCAACACCUUUAGUUGCUCCACCUUUGUUUUGGUUUGGGUUUUUCUUUUGUUUCCCUCCUGGGCAGAUUUAGUGGGUCUCAUGGUGGGUGUCUUUUAGGUCCUAGUUGUUGUUAAUAGUCAAUUUUCAUUGGAUACCCCCAUAGUGUCUUUCAGAACCCCUCCUAAAAAAACAAGCUAAUAUUUUAACAUUUUAAUCAAUGGCAUUUCUUUAGGAUGCUCAUUAGUCUUUAAGUUUAAAGUUUUUUUAUCCUCUUAUGUUUGUGUACUAAAUAUUUGUUCAUUGAUUUUUUAUGUUUUUUCCUGUGAAGCCAUUGUGUUGCAUCCAUGUAUGAAAUGUGCUGUAUAAAUAAAGCUUGAUUUGAUUUCAU